GAGUUCACUUCGCCCUCUCAACAGAUAAUGAAACUCAGGCUGGCCCAGAGAGGAGAAGCAAUGCGCCCAAGCUCACACAGAACCAGAAAGUGAAGUCUGGGUUCGAAUUCAGAUCUUCAAACUCCGAAUUCGCUUCUUUUCCCACAACUUGCAGACCUGGGCAAGAAUACAGCCGAGCUCUUGCCUAACCUUGGGCAAAUUUCAGCACUUCUGGGCACCUUCUAUUCUCCCCUCCAAACUCUCCGAGUUCAGGAGAUAGAGACAUCAUUCACGGGAUGUUUCGUUGAGGGGCGGGGGUGGCUUUCUCCAUCACCCCAGCUCAGAGGCUGUGAGGGGAAGAAGGGAGAGAUGGGGGGGGGGGCUUAGGGGGUAGGAAGGAAGAGAAGGAGGGGGAGGAGAGCGAAAGGCAAGAAGGAGGGAGAAGCGAAGGAAGGGAGAGGAGAGAGGAAGGCGAGGAGAAAGAGAAGAGGAGGGAAAUGGGGGAAAGUGGGGAGAGGGGAGAAGGCAAAGAAUUAGGGAAAGCCAGUCCGACGCCGUUUCGCCGCCGCCCCCACCAGCGUUGGGGCGGAAGAGGAAACGCGCCAGAAAGGGUUCUCCCCGCCGGCCAAGGGAUGGAGGAGAGGGAGGGGAGAGGGUGAGGGAUAGGAGGAAGGAGGAAGGAGGGUGGAGACUAGAGGACAGAGUUGGCAGGCGGGGCUUGGCCUCGGUAGAAGGGUAGUGCCACGGUCCGCGGCAUCAGUAGCCGCGCCUCCUCCCUUCUAUCUUACCUCCGCUUUCUCAGUCCCUCCCGGGCUCAAUCUCUCCCCGAGCUCAGCCCCACCACCAGGAGAGCAGCGCUGCCAGACAAAGGAAUGUGAAGACCCCAGAGGAAGUCCCAGGUGCUCUGCUGGCUAAGGUGUCUGGGUGGAGGUGACAGGAGCCAUGGGUCUGAGCAAGGAAGAGAGCUGUACUCGUCGACCUCCCAUCAAGGGGCAGCCAGAGCCCCCAGAAUUGGCCAACCGAGUCAUCACUAUUGUCUUCUUGGCCCUGCUUAUAGACUUACUGGGCUUCACUCUUAUCCUUCCCCUUUUGCCUUCCAUCCUGGACCACUAUGGCAGAUCCAGUGACCCUUUCUAUCAGUCCUUACAGCAGGGUGUGGACUGGUUCGCUGCCAUGGUUGGUGUACCCCCCGAGAGGAAAUAUAACAGCGUCCUAUUUGGAGGUUUGAUUGGCUCCAUCUUUUCCAUCCUGCAGUUUUUCUCCUCCCCUCUUACUGGGGCAGCAUCGGAUUCCUUUGGGAGGCGGCCAGUCAUGUUGCUGACUUUGGUGGGACUAAUCACAUCAUAUGCGUUGUGGGCCCUCUCCAGAAGCUUUGGAGCUUUUCUGCUUUCCAGAGUGAUUGGAGGAAUCAGCAAAGGCAAUGUUAGCCUUUCUACAGCUGUCAUUGCAGACCUGAUUUCACCCCAAGCCCGGAGCAAGGGGAUGGCCAUGAUUGGGGUUGCCUUCUCUCUAGGCUUCACCCUAGGCCCAAUGAUUGGGGCUUAUCUAGCAGUGGAGACAGGUAAAGGAGAUGUCUUCUACUUUCACGCAGCCUUAUUGGCUCUGGUAUUUUCCAUCUCUGACCUGGUGUUCAUUUUCUGCUUCCUUCCGGAAACUCUCCCCAGGGAAAAACGGGUUUCUUCCGUUAUAUCUGGGUUCCAGGCAGCAUCUGACCUGCUCAGCCCAGUCGCCUUAUUCCAGUUUUUGGCUGUUACAAGAGGGAAGGACGCUCCCUCCAAAGACAAACUCCAGAAUCUCAAGGUCUUGGGGCUCGUUUAUUUCCUCUAUCUCUUCCUGUUUUCCGGGCUGGAAUAUACGUUAAGCUUCCUCACACACCAACGCUUUCAAUUCAGCAGCAUGCAGCAGGGGCAGAUGUUUUUCUUUAUUGGGAUCACCAUGGCAGUUAUCCAAGGAGGCUAUGCUCGACGGAUCAAGCCGGGAUGUGAGAUCCAAGCGGUGAAGCGGGCCAUCUUACUCCUGAUCCCAGCAUUCCUGUUUAUUGGGUGGGCUCGGAGUGUGACUGUGCUCGGCGUGGGGCUGCUCCUCUAUUCCUUCGCUGCUGCCAUCGUGGUGCCUUGCUUGUCAGCCGUGGUCUCUAGUUAUGGCUCAGCGGGUCAGAAGGGCACAAUAAUGGGCACGCUGAGGAGCCUGGGAGCUCUGGCCAGGGCUGUGGGACCCAUUGUCUCAGCUACAGUGUACUGGCUGGCCGGCGCCCAGGCGUGCUUCACCCUCUGCUCGGCGCUGUUUCUUCUCCCUGUCCUUCUCCUCGGCCGUCUGAAGCCGCAAACCAGAGCCAAGUGAUGCAUCCUCUCGGAGGCUGCCGGGGACGCGGGGCCCUUUGUCAGACUCUCAGUCCUGGGGCGCCCGAAGGAGGGACUUGGGCUCCGGGCAUCAGCACCCGGCCACGCCACUCCUCACCACGACUGGGUUGCCUUCUUCAGUAAUGUGGCCUGUCCAUGGGGUGGGCUUGAACCGGAUGAAAUGGAACCUUCGUGACAAAACAUCUGGGACUUAAGAAGCAAUCUUGGGGUUGAGAGAGCCGAGCAAUCAUUCACAACACGACACGCUGCCGGGUCUCUGACGGAGAAUUGUGCGUUCUCGAGGCCUCGCCAUUCUCGAGGUUCUGGUGCCUUUGCCCUUUUCCACGCCGGUCUGUGACCGUGACGGCCGUAUCGGCGGCCCCCGGGGAAGAGUCUGCGGGGGGUUCACUGACCCCCAGGACAGGCCAGCGAUCCCAGCUUCCUUUGUGGCCUGCAUGCUACGGCUGGUGACGACCAAAAAUGGGGAGGGUCUGAUUUUGCCUUUUUCUAUAAAAAAGUUGAGCUGACCAAUAGUAGCAGCCCAGGCUACUAAGAUGGCUCUAAUGUAUGCCUAACAGUUUUAUACGAGGAGCAUCCUGUUCCUGAGAGUCCUGGUGGAAUUCUGACAAAAUAUGUAUGACAGAUUAAAAUUAUUUUGCAAAUUGA
This is a messenger RNA of Monodelphis domestica (gray short-tailed opossum), 2984 nucleotides long. It is a transcript of the gene SLC75A1, whose product is annotated as solute carrier family 75 member 1. The record is from RefSeq and is a predicted model, not a curated record. Gene Ontology annotation, molecular function: transmembrane transporter activity. Gene Ontology annotation, cellular component: brush border membrane. Gene Ontology annotation, biological process: transmembrane transport. NCBI's taxonomy places the organism in Eukaryota, Metazoa, Chordata, Mammalia, Didelphimorphia, Didelphidae.